CGUGACCCAGCCGCGAGCCGGGCCGGGGGCUGCCGCUCCCUCCGUGCCCGGAGCUCUCGCCUCGAUGGAGUCUGAGCUGCUGCAGUCGCCCCUCUUGGGGCUGGGGGAGGAGGAUGAGUCGGACCUGACGGACUGGAACCUGCCCCUGGCCUUCAUGAAGAAGAGGCACUGCGAGAAGAUCGAGGGCUCCAAGUCCUUGGCGCAGAGCUGGAGGAUGAAGGACAGGAUGAAGACUGUUAGUGUUGCCUUAGUUUUGUGCCUAAAUGUUGGCGUGGACCCUCCUGAUGUGGUGAAGACCACCCCGUGUGCCCGCCUGGAGUGCUGGAUAGAUCCUCUGUCAAUGGGUCCUCAGAAAGCUCUGGAAACCAUUGGUGCGAAUUUGCAGAAGCAGUAUGAGAACUGGCAGCCAAGAGCCAGGUACAAGCAGAGCCUGGAUCCGACGGUGGACGAGGUGAAGAAGCUGUGCACAUCACUGCGGCGCAAUGCCAAGGAGGAGCGGGUGCUGUUCCACUACAAUGGGCAUGGAGUGCCCAGGCCGACGGUGAACGGGGAGAUCUGGGUCUUCAAUAAGAACUAUACUCAGUAUAUUCCUCUGUCCAUAUACGACCUGCAGACUUGGAUGGGCAGUCCUUCCAUUUUCGUGUAUGAUUGCUCCAAUGCUGGCCUUAUUGUCAAGUCGUUCAAACAAUUUGCACUACAGAGGGAGCAAGAGCUGGAGGUGGCUGCAAUUAACCCAAACCAUCCUCUUGCUCAAAUGCCUUUGCCUCCAUCGAUGAAGAACUGCAUUCAGUUGGCAGCAUGUGAAGCUAAUGAAUUGCUGCCUAUGAUCCCCGAUCUGCCGGCCGACCUUUUCACAUCAUGCCUUACUACGCCAAUCAAAAUUGCUCUGAGAUGGUUUUGUAUGCAGAAGAGUGUCAGACUGGUGCCAGGAGUCACGCUGGAUUUGAUAGAGAAGAUUCCUGGAAGACUGAAUGACAGGAGAACUCCCCUGGGAGAGCUGAACUGGAUCUUCACAGCCAUCACAGACACCAUUGCGUGGAACGUGUUGCCUAGAGAUCUUUUCCAGAAGCUCUUCAGGCAAGACUUGCUGGUGGCCAGUUUAUUUCGUAACUUUCUCUUGGCAGAAAGAAUUAUGAGAUCCUACAACUGUACCCCAGUCAGCAGCCCCCGCCUGCCCCCAACGUACAUGCAUGCAAUGUGGCAAGCGUGGGACCUUGCUGUUGAUAUUUGCCUUUCCCAAUUACCUACAAUUAUAGAGGAAGGAACUGCGUUUAGGCACAGCCCCUUCUUCGCAGAGCAGCUGACUGCAUUCCAGGUAUGGCUGACGAUGGGUGUGGAGAACCGCAACCCCCCGGAGCAGCUGCCCAUCGUCCUGCAGGUUCUGUUGAGCCAGGUGCAUCGGCUGCGAGCUCUGGAUUUGCUGGGAAGAUUUCUGGACCUGGGGCCCUGGGCAGUUAGCUUGGCGCUGUCUGUUGGCAUUUUCCCGUAUGUGCUGAAGCUGCUUCAAAGUUCAGCUCGUGAGCUGAGACCGCUUCUUGUCUUCAUCUGGGCCAAAAUUCUCGCAGUGGACAGUUCAUGUCAAGCUGACCUUGUGAAGGACAACGGUCACAAGUAUUUCCUUUCCGUUUUGGCAGAUCCUUACAUGCCAGCUGAACACAGGACAAUGACCGCUUUUAUUCUGGCUGUAAUUGUUAACAACUACAACACAGGACAGGAAGCCUGCCUUCAAGGAAACCUGAUUGCUAUUUGCCUGGAACAGCUGAACGAUCCGCAUCCUCUCCUGCGUCAGUGGGUGGCCAUUUGUUUAGGGCGUAUUUGGCAGAACUUUGACUCAGCCAGGUGGUGUGGAGUGAGAGACAGCGCUCACGAAAAGCUCUACAGCCUCCUCUCUGAUCCAAUCCCAGAGGUUCGCUGCGCUGCCGUCUUUGCCCUGGGAACAUUUGUGGGCAACUCGGCAGAACGGACCGACCACUCCACCACCAUCGACCACAACGUGGCCAUGAUGCUGGCCCAGCUCAUCAACGAUGGGAGCCCCAUGGUUCGGAAGGAGCUGGUGGUGGCUUUAAGUCACCUGGUGGUUCAGUAUGAGAGCAAUUUCUGCACUGUCGCCUUGCAGUUCAUGGAAGAAGAGAAGAAUUACCCUCUCCCUUCUCCAGCUGCCCCAGAGGGUGGGAGUUUGACACCAGUGAGGGACGGUCCGUGCACACCUCGGCUGCGCUCUGUCAGCUCCUAUGGGAACAUCCGAGCAGUUACCACAGCCAGGAACCUGAACAAGUCCCUGCAGAACCUCAGUCUGAAUGAAGAAUCUGGAAGCUCUGUUGCGUUUUCUCCUGGGAAUCUCAGCACCAGCAGCAGCGCCAGCAGCACCUUGGGCAGCCCUGAGAACGAAGAGUACAUCCUGUCGUUUGAAACCAUUGACAAGAUGAGACGAGUCAGCUCUUACUCCUCUCUGAAUUCACUCAUAGGUGUGAGUUUCAACAGUGUUUAUACCCAGAUUUGGAGAGUGCUCCUUCACCUAGCUGCUGAUCCCUAUCCCGACGUCUCCGACUUGGCAAUGAAAGUUCUCAACAGCAUUGCCUACAAGAUUAUGCAAGUGGGACUGGCCUGCAGACUGAAGCCACAACGGCUCUCCAAUCCAGGUGAACUAGUACAUGCAACAGUCAACGCUCGCCCCCAGCGCAUCCUGGACACGUCCUCACUGACGCAGUCAGCGCCUGCCAGCCCCACCAACAAGGGCAUGCAUAUCCACCAAGUGGGAGGAUCACCUCCAACCACCAGCACAAGCAGCUCCAGCCUGACAAAUGAUGUGACAAAGCAACCGGUCAGCCGGGACAUCACGUCUGUGCGACCUGCCAAUGUGGGCAACAUGGGGGUUCAGUACACUCCCCACUCCCACCAGUUCCCCAGAACAAGAAAAAUGUUUGACAAAGGGCCAGAGCAGACCACUGAUGAUGCUGAUGAUACCGUUGGACACAAAAGUUUCAUUUCAGCCACAGUGCAGACGGGGUUUUGUGACUGGAGCGCGAAGUACUUUGCUCAGCCUGUUAUGAAGAUCCCGGAGGAGCACGACCUGGAGAGCCAGAUCCGCAAGGAGAGGGAGUGGCGGUUCCUGCGCAACGCCCGGGUCAGGAAGCAAGCCCAGAAGAUCAUUCAGAAGGGCAUCUCCCGACUGGAUGAUCAGAUCUUCCUCAACAGGAACCCCGGCGUCCCCUCUGUGGUGAAGUUCCAUCCCUUCACACCCUGCAUUGCUGUUGCCGACAAGGACAGUAUCUGCUUCUGGGACUGGGAGAAAGGGGAGAAAUUGGAUUAUUUCCACAACGGGAACCCACGGUACACCAGGAUCACUGCCAUGGAGUACCUGAACGGGCAGGACUGCUCCUUGCUGCUGACUGCCACAGAUGAUGGUGCCAUCAGAGUGUGGAAGAACUUUGCAGACCUGGAGAAGAACCCAGAGAUGGUCACAGCGUGGCAGGGGCUGUCAGACAUGCUGCCAACUACACGAGGUCUGGCCCGAAGGGUUUCAAUCUAUCUUGACAGAAGUAAGCAGGGAGGAGCAGGAAUGGUGGUCGACUGGGAACAAGAGACUGGGCUGCUCAUGACCUCAGGAGACGUGAGGAUAAUCCGCAUCUGGGACACAGACAGGGAAAUGAAAGUGCAGGACAUCCCCACCGGGGCAGACAGCUGUGUGACCAGCCUGUCGUGCGACUCCCAUCGGUCACUGAUCGUGGCAGGGCUGGGUGACGGCUCCAUCCGCGUGUUCGACCGGAGGAUGGCUCUGAGCGAAUGCCGUGUCAUGACCUACAGGGAGCACACAGCCUGGGUGGUGAAGGCGUACCUGCAGAAGCAUCCUGAAGGCCACAUCAUGAGCGUCAGUGUGAAUGGAGACGUGCGCUUCUUCGACCCCCGGAUGCCAGAGUCCAUGAAGGUCCUCCAGAUAGUCAAAGGGCUCACAGCCCUCGACAUUCACCCGCAAGCCAACCUCUUUGCAUGUGGCUCAAUGAAUCAAUUCACUGCAAUCUACAAUGGAAACGGUGAGCUGAUCAACAAUAUCAAAUACUACGAUGGUUUUAUGGGACAAAGAGUUGGAGCCAUCAGCUGCCUGGCUUUCCAUCCUCACUGGCCUCACCUGGCAGUCGGGAGCAAUGACUACUACAUCUCGGUGUACUCGGUGGAGAAGCGGAUCAGAUAACGGCCGGUGGCAGCGCAGUCCCAGCAGGCGGCGCCUGCCUCCCCCGCGGUGUACAUAGCGACAUCAUCGACUUGAAUGUUUCGUGUUGGCUGCUGCUGCAACCCGUAACUUGAACGUUUUGGUUCUGACUUAGCUACUGAUGAUUUGGGCGAGGGGAAGAGAGAGACAAUCUCCUACUAUUGUUAUUAUUAUUUUUUUUUCAUCUGUAUCCUCUCAAAGCUGCAGAAAAAGGAAUAUUUUAUUUUUGUUUCCGGUGGUUGGCUUCUCUGUUAGAAACACAGCUCCUGAGCUUCGGAUGAGGCAGUGCCCUCGAAGAAGGUUCUUUGUUUUGAUCUUUGCUUCCUCCUUUUGCUGGAGCGUCGUUCAGAACUGACGUCAGGACUCGCUGCAGCUCUGUGAGUCCCAGCUCAUAGAGGGACCCCUCCGGUGAUACCGCCCUGUGCCCAACAGCCAGCCCUCCACCAGCCCUGGGCUGCCUGCCUGCAGAGCUGCGCGGCUCCUGCACUGCCCAGGGUGGGCAGGGGAUGCAGGGUAAAAUCUUUGUUAUGUGACCCUUGUUCUCAUGUGGUUUCCCUUCCCCUGGAAGAGACAGAAGACCACACGACAGAGAAGGAAGGCAGAGAUCCUGAGGAAUGGAGCUUGGGGAGAAGACAGGAGCAGGGCAGGAUGCCACCGCACUGUAAGGUUGCACAUCCAGGACAAGAGGGAAGAAAGCAUGGCCAUCCCUAUCAUCCCAGCCCAUCUGGAGCAUGUCACCAUGUAACCACUUUCCACUCGAGCACACGGUGCAGGCUGGGGUAUCUCAGUCACAGUUCUGCAGUCACUGUCCUUUUGCUCACAAUGAACUCUGCAAACACGCUUGCAGAACUUCUGCCCAGCAGAGCUGAGAGGAGCCGAGCUCAAACCACAGCUUUCCUCUCACUCCAUGUGCUAAAAUUCAGCAAGGUGUUGGACAUUUGCACCUUGGAGGCUGCUUGUAUGCAGUACAGACAUGGUGUGUAUGUGGCUGUGGCUUGUCUGUGCUCCUGCAGAACGGGGUGCAGAACCACACAUCUGAGCACAGGAAUCACUAAAGAGAGGGAGGACAGCAAGUCUUCCUGCUUGGAGCAAGCAGCUUUGUCCCAGCUCCCCAGGGAACAGGCAGCUCUGUUAUCUGCACCUUCUGAGUCUGUAAUGAAUGUUUCUAUCCCUUAAAGCCCGGAAUGUGUCUGGAGAUCAGCGUGGGGAAGAGAGAUGCAAAGCCAAAAGGCAGUUUUCUUUCAAGUGCUGCUGAGGUGCAAUUUCCCUGGCCAAGAACCAGAUUUGCACCGUGCAAAAGUCACUGUGGCCACUGAGGUUGACUUCCUAAACCCCAAGUCCCCAGAUUCCCUUCCAUCUGCACCCGUGGGUCUGCAGCCUUCCAGCACGCUGCCAGAGAUGAGGCGGACGGUGAUGGAGAGGAGAGAAACGUUCCCGUAUGUGUAAAUGGCAGCUUCCCCUCUGCCACGGCUCUGACCCAGCACUGCUCCCUGCACACCUGAUAACGUCGUUCCCUGUGUUUGCAGGCAGCUGGGUCAUGGAAUCUGCCCCGUGGCUCUGCCAGGCUUGCAGGGAAGCUGCCCACAAAAUGCUGCAUGCACCUCUGGAUGCUCCUUGUGCUGAGCUUCCUUGAACUGUGUGGGCAGAGCGGUGCUGAGGGCUCAGUGCUGACCCCACAAAGGGCCCUCCGCAGAUCCGUGGCUCAAAGGCUUUAAACUAAAGGAGAAACUACCUAAAAGUCUACUUCUGAGUUACCAGACGUUACUGAUGAUCUAACAGAGCUGUGCCUCCCGCGCCGGGGGCUCUGCGUAACCGAUUAACACACACAGCUUGAAAGCAAACAAUAGACUUUUUAACUUCUAUCAGUGUAUUUGUCAAAGGAGUGAGAACUGCCUGGCACGAGGGCACGGUGGCCACCACGAGGUGGGUUUGUGGCUACCUGGCCUGGUGUAGCUUCCAUCCAAGCACGGUGUGUGUUGGGGGCUGCGUGUUCACAGCUGUGAUGCAGAGAUUCAAUCAUGGGGUUUAACCGAGGGUCUGGAGAGCAUCCUACCUAAAAGUUCACUUAUCUCUAUUUAUUUUACAAAAAUUUAAAAUAUAUAUAUAUAUUAAAAAAAAAAAAAAUACAGACAAACAAUAAAACCAACACACGAUUGUAAUGUGAGAGUCGAUUACAGACAAAUAAAUGGUUAAUAAAAAAUAAAUGCAGAAAUGG
Molecule: messenger RNA, 6422 nt
Organism: Lagopus leucura (white-tailed ptarmigan)
Lineage: Eukaryota; Metazoa; Chordata; Aves; Galliformes; Phasianidae
Gene: RPTOR
Product: regulatory associated protein of MTOR complex 1
Exons: 36
Coding region: 65-4189 (1374 amino acids)
Biological process (GO): regulation of autophagy; cellular response to amino acid stimulus; positive regulation of protein serine/threonine kinase activity
Cellular component (GO): TORC1 complex; cytoplasm
Molecular function (GO): protein binding; protein-macromolecule adaptor activity
Source: RefSeq, a predicted model, not a curated record